AUGAAGAACGUGGAAAAGUACGAAAUUCGAAGGAUUGUCUUCGAACAUUCUUGUUCGGUUGACGACAAAGCAGGAUACGAAGAACAAGCAACACCUGUCAUUGGACAAAUGCUUAAGUCAAGGUUUACAGGAAAUGGGUCUGGGCCACGGCCAAACGAGAUCAUGCAAGUCAUGCUAGGCGAUUACAAUAUUCGGAUUUCUUAUUGGAAAGCUUGGCGAUCAAGGGAAGUAGCGCUACAAUACGCAAAAGGGGCAAAUGCUACAUCAUAUCAAUUGCUUCCCGAUUACUUACAAAGACUCGUCGUGGCCAAUCCUGGAACGUUGGCUGAAAUGCAUACAGUUUAUGAAGCUGGAGUUGGUCAUCGAUUCAAAUAUAUGUUCCUUGCACUUGGAGCAUGUAUAAACGGUAUCAAGCAUAUGCGUAAUGUCAUCAUCAUAGAUGGAGCACAUUUAAGAGGGAAAUAUGCUGGAUGCUUAUUGUCUGCAUCAGCCCAAGAUGGCAAUUACCAAGUUUUUCCUAUCGCAGUAGGAAUAGUGGAUGGUGAAAAUGACAAAGCGUGGGAAUGGUUUUUUAAAAUGCUUCUGAAGUUCAUCCCUAACGACAAUGAUAUUGUUUUUGUUUCAGACAGACACUCGUCCAUCUACAAUGGGUUAUCAAAGAACAUUAACGCUUCGUGUGCGGAAUACUUAAUUGGUAUUGGUUUCCAACAUUGGGCACGUGCGCAUUUCGAUGGAAAUCGGUACAACAUUAUGACAAGCAAUGUUGCCGAGACAUGGAACUCCGUUCUCCGGGAAGCACGAGAGUAUCCAAUAGUGGCUUUGGUAGAGUAUAUCAGAUCCAAACUUAUGAACUGGUUUGCGGAAAGACGUAAUGUCACAGGGGUUGGUAAUGGAAGGUUGACGGCACGGGUUAACGAGAUUUUAGAAGGAAAUUUUGAAAACAGCGGUGGGAUGCUUGUCAGACGGAUUAACAAUGUUGAGUUCGAAGUGAAAGACAAAGUUGGCUCCUCAUAUCACGUCAACCUUGGAGGAAAAAAUUGCAGCUGUUUUUCAUUCCAAAAGCUCCUCAUACCUUGCUCCCAUGCUAUUGCUUCAGCAAUCAAUGAAAAAGUUCGUAUAGAGUCCCUAGUAUCUGAAUUUUACAGUCUUGAAACUUUGACCUCCGCAUAUGCCGAAGAUAUUGUGCCGAUAACCACCGAAACAGAAAUAAGAGAAGGCAUAUCCGGAAAGGAAGGAGAAUCGGUCAUAAUAUUUCCUCCAUCAAGUAGGCGACCUCCAGGUAGACCUCGGAAGAGCAGAAUAUUGCCAACGGGUGAAAUACGGGUAAACAAAACAUGUUGA
Molecule: messenger RNA, 1341 nt
Organism: Brassica rapa (field mustard)
Lineage: Eukaryota; Viridiplantae; Streptophyta; Magnoliopsida; Brassicales; Brassicaceae
Molecular function (GO): zinc ion binding
Source: RefSeq, a predicted model, not a curated record